Morus notabilis is the source of this 1667-nucleotide messenger RNA. RefSeq names its product stearoyl-[acyl-carrier-protein] 9-desaturase, chloroplastic. The record is from RefSeq and is a predicted model, not a curated record. Gene Ontology annotation, biological process: fatty acid biosynthetic process. Gene Ontology annotation, molecular function: stearoyl-[ACP] desaturase activity. Lineage: Eukaryota; Viridiplantae; Streptophyta; Magnoliopsida; Rosales; Moraceae. Gene Ontology annotation, cellular component: chloroplast stroma. Bases 170 to 1357 code for a protein of 395 amino acids. The transcript is spliced from 3 exons.
AAACAAAUAUUUGCCCCCCUCUCUCUCUCUCCUCUCUUGCGAGUGUGUCUCUGCGGAACUCCAUUUUCCUUUGUUGGGUUUUCACAGACAUUCCUCAAAUUCAUCGAUUUGAAGAGAAAAAUAUUACCCAGAAAAAAAAAAGUAGAAAAAGAAGAAAGAAAGACAAAAAAUGGCUCUUCUCAGACUCGGCUCAGUGAUGACGUUCCCAUCAUCGUCUUCUAAUAAACCCUUUCUCAAUUGCAGAUCUCCCACAAUCUCCAUGGCUUCAACUCUCCACUCCGUUCCCAAGGAGACAGAAAAUUUGAAGAAGCCCUGUUUGCCCCCAAGGGAGGUUCAUCUUCAAGUAACACAUUCCUUGCCCCCUCAAAAAGUUGAGCUUUUCAAGUCAUUGGAUGAAUGGGCCGAAGACAACAUUCUGGUGCACUUAAAACCGGUGGAGAAGUGUUGGCAGCCGCAGGACUUUCUUCCAGAUCCGGAGUCCGACGGGUUUUACGAUCAAGUAAAGGAGUUGAGAGAAAGGGCAAAAGCAAUCCCCGACGACUACUUUGUAGUUUUAGUCGGGGAUAUGAUAACUGAAGAAGCUCUCCCAACCUACCAAACUAUGCUCAAUACCCUUGAUGGGGUUCGAGACGAGACUGGUGCAAGCCUUACUUCGUGGGCAAUAUGGAAUAGGGCAUGGACUGCCGAGGAGAAUAGGCAUGGAGACCUUCUCAACAAGUAUCUUUAUCUAUCUGGACGAGUAGACAUGAAGCAAAUUGAGAAGACUAUUCAAUACCUUAUUGGGUCAGGAAUGGACCCCAAAACGGAAAACAACCCGUACCUCGGUUUCAUCUACACCUCUUUCCAAGAGAGGGCAACGUUCAUCUCCCAUGGGAAUACAGCCCGACAAGCCAAGGAGCACGGGGACCUGAAGCUGGCGCAGAUAUGCGGCACCAUUGCUGCAGACGAAAAGCGCCAUGAAACUGCCUACACAAAGAUAGUAGAGAAGCUCUUUGAGAUUGACCCAGACGGCACCGUCAUGGCUUUAGCCGACAUGAUGAAGAAGAAGAUAUCCAUGCCAGCCCACUUGAUGUACGAUGGCAAGGAUGACAACCUCUUUGAGCAUUUCUCUGCUGUUGCCCAGCGGCUCGGAGUUUAUACCGUGAGGGACUAUGCUGAUAUCCUGGAGUUUCUGGUGGGGAGAUGGAAAAUAGAGAAAUUGACCGGCCUUUCCGGCGAGGGGCAGAGAGCGCAAGAUUUCGUGUGUGGAUUGCCACCAAGGAUUAGGAAAUUGGAAGAGAGGGCCCAGGGAAGGGCCAAGCAAGCCUCAUCAAUUGUUCCCUUUAGCUGGAUAUUUGGCAGGGAAGUAAAGGUUUGAAGAAGUGUUGCUGGUUUUGGUCACAAAUCAAUCACCCUUUUACCUAUCUCAUAUCACAAAGCAAACAAUGGGUUUUUGUAGAUACUGUCGUUGCUGCAGUCUUGAGUUGAUCGCAUUUAGAUCAACUAGAAACAAAAAAGGAACUAUAUAGUUUGUGUGUCGUUUGUCUUCUGAAAUUAGUAGAAACAAUUGUUAUUUUUAUAUCUUAGAAAUGUGCAAGUUUUCUAGAGUUUGUUCCUCCCAAUAAUGAGUGAAAUUUUCUAUGAAAAUGUGCAAAGUAUGUGCUGAAAAUGAAAGGAAAAAACGGUUU